Vigna radiata var. radiata (mung bean) is the source of this 1293-nucleotide messenger RNA. Its product is annotated as MDIS1-interacting receptor like kinase 1-like. The record is from RefSeq and is a predicted model, not a curated record. Lineage: Eukaryota; Viridiplantae; Streptophyta; Magnoliopsida; Fabales; Fabaceae. Gene Ontology annotation, molecular function: protein binding. The transcript has 2 exons. The coding region runs from base 1 to 1293 and encodes 430 amino acids.
AUGUUCUCCAAUUUGAAAAGAUUGGAUCUUUCUGUGAAUCGGUUGAGUGGAAAUAUACCUGAUAGUAGCAAAUUUCCACCGCAGUUAGAGUCUCUAUCACUUCAAUCAAACUCAUUGGAAGAUGGAGUUCCAAAAUCAUUGGGGAGCACAUGUACUUUACGUUCGUUACACCUUUCAAAUAACAGUUUCAAUGAAGAGCUUCCACUGAUAAUGCUAAACUUGUCAGGAUGUGCUAGAUCCUCACUGCAAGAGUUAGAACUGAGAAUGAAUCAAAUCAAGGGUACACUUCCAGACUUCUCAGUAUUCUCAUCUUUAAAAACUUUAUCUCUCGAUGAAAACAGGCUAAAUGGUAAGAUUCCCAAAGAUAUUCGAUUUCCUACUCAGUUGGAGACUCUCAAAAUGAAUUUGAACUCUUUGGGAGGUGUGACCAGUGACUCUCAAUUAUCUAACAUGUCAAAGUUGCAGUUGUUAGAUCUAUCAGACAACUCAUUGGCUUUAGAAUUUAGCCAAAACUGGACCCCGUCCUUUCAAUUGGAUUCUGUUCCGGAAUGGUUUUGGAGUAAAGUUGCAAUACAAGGAUUGACGAAAAUGACUAUUUCAUUCAAUAAACUCAAAGAUUGGACAUACAUGAACUACUAUGAUUUGUAUUCAUUGUUGACAUGGAAAGGUGCAGAUCAUAUAUUCUUAAACAAUGAGUUAUUGUUGUUGAAAAGCAUUGAUCUUUCAAGCAACNAAUUAUCAGAAGAAAUUCCAAUUGAGAUAGAGGAUUUGAUUGANCUCAUAUCAUUAAAUUUAUCAAGAAACAAUUUGACAGGAAAAAUUCCCUCUAAUAUUGGAAGGCUAACCUCACUUGAAUUUCUUGAUUUGUCAAGAAACCAAAUAUUGGGUUCAAUUCCUACUAGCCUUACCCAAAUUGAUCGGCUUACCAUGUUGGAUUUAUCUCAUAAUAAUUUAUCAGGACAAAUUCCAAUUGGCACUCAACUACAAAGUUUUGAGGCUUCAAGUUAUGAAUAUAAUUCCAAUCUUUGUGGGAAGCCACUUGACAAAUUGUGUGGCGCAGAGGAACCACCAGAUGAAGCAAAUGUUGAUGAAUCAAAGGAAGAUGAAAAUUUUGCUGUUAAUGGUGCAUUUUAUGUGAGUAUGAUACUUGGAUUCAUUACAGGCUUAUGUGUAACUUGUGGCUCCAAUUUGUUCAAUUGUCCAUGGCGACAACUAUAUUUUAGGUUCUUGAACAACUUAACCGACAAUAUCUAUCGCAUGAUCACAGCAAAAGUUCNGAAUUACAAGNGGUAG